AAGCCCAGAAUGUCCAUGGCCUCGCUGAGCCGAGCCCUGCGCGCGGCCGCCGCCUGCCCCGCGAGGAGAGCCGCCCGGGUCCCGGGGCCGCGGGGCCUUGCCGGCGGGGCUGGCCCGGCGGAGAAGAGCGUGCCCUACCAGCGGACCCUGAAGGGGGCACCGGGCGCCUCCGCCGCGGCCCGAGCGCGCCAGCCCCUGCCCAGCUCCGCCAGCGUGGUCGUCAGCGGCGGCAGCUUGGGCUGCCAGACCCUGUACCACCUGGCCAAGCUGGGCGUGAGCGGGGCGGUGCUGCUGGAGCGGGAGCGCCUGACUUCCGGGACCACCUGGCACACGGCAGGCCUGCUGUGGCAGCUGCGGCCCAGCGACGUGGAGGUGGAGCUCCUGGCCCACACCCGGCGGGUGGUCAGCCGCGAGCUGGAGGAGGAGACCGGGCUGCACACGGGCUGGAUCCAGAACGGGGGGCUGUUCAUCGCGUCUAACCGGCAGCGCCUGGAUGAGUACAAGAGGCUCAUGUCGUUGGGCAAGGCGUACGGCGUGGAGUCCCACGUGCUGAGCCCCGCGGAGACCAAGGCCCUGUACCCCCUGAUGAACGUGGACGACCUCUACGGGACCCUCUACGUCCCUCACGAUGGCACCAUGGACCCCGCCGGCACCUGCACCACGCUCAGCCGGGCGGCGGUUGCCCGAGGAGCUCAGGUCAUCGAGAACUGCGCGGUGACGGAUCGCGUGCGGACGGACGACUUGGGCGUGCGGCGGGUGGCGGCGGUGGAGACGGAGCACGGCGCGGUGCAGACGCCCUGCGUGGACUGCGCAGGGGUGUGGGCGCGCGCCGUGGGCCGCAUGGCCGGAGUCAAGGUCCCGCUGGUGGCCAUGCACCACGCCUACGUGGUCACGGAGCGCAUCGAGGGCAUCCAGAACAUGCCCAACGUCCGCGACCACGACGCCUCGGUCUACCUCCGGCUGCAGGGGGACGCCCUGUCCCUGGGCGGCUAUGAGGCCAACCCCAUCUUUUGGGGAGGAGAAUCCUUCACCCCUGACCACAAACCCCAUGGGGAGGCGCCUGAGCUCCGCGGCUUCCUGGGCUGUGGCUUCAACAGUGCUGGGAUGAUGCUGGGCGGGGGCUGUGGGCAGGAGCUGGCUCACUGGGUCAUCCACGGGCGUCCAGAGAAGGACAUGUACGGCUAUGACAUCAGGCGCUUCCACCACUCCCUCACCGACCACCCGCGUUGGAUCCGGGAGCGCAGCCACGAGUCCUACGCCAAGAACUACUCCGUGGUCUUCCCCCACGACGAGCCGCUGGCGGGGCGCAACAUGAGGAGGGACCCCCUGCACGAGGAGCUGCUUGGACAAGGCUGCGUGUUCCAGGAGCGGCAGGGCUGGGAGCGGCCCGGAUGGUUCAGCCCCCGGGGGGGCGUCUCCGGUGAGUCCCCGCCCUGGCCAGUCCUCGACUACGACUACUACGGGGCCUACGGGCAUCCUGCACACCAGGGCUACGCCUACAGCCGCCUGCUGGAGGACGAGUACACGUUCGAGUUCCCUCCCCACCACCACGUGAUCCAGAAGGAGUGUCUGGCCUGUCGGGGGGCAGCUGCCGUGUUCAACAUGUCCUACUUCGGGAAGUUCUACCUGCUCGGUGCCGAUGCCAGGAAGGCUGCAGACUGGCUGUUCUCCGCCGACGUCCACAGACCCCCAGGCUCCACGGUGUACACCUGCAUGCUGAACCAUCGGGGCGGCACGGAGAGUGACCUGACAGUCAGCCGCCUGGCCCCGGGCCCCCAGUCCUUCCCUUUGGCCCCUGCCUUUGAAGGGGACGGCUACUACCUGGCUGUGGGCGGGGCCGCGGCCCAGCACAACUGGUCCCACAUCACCACGGUGCUCCAGGACCGGAAGUUUCGGUGCCAGCUGGUGGACAGCUCGGAGGACCUGGGCAUGAUCAGCAUCCAGGGCCCGUCCAGCCGGGCCAUUCUCCAGGAGGUGGUGGAUGCCGACCUGAGCGACGAGGCUUUCCCCUUCUCCACGCACCGGCUGCUCAGGGCUGCCGGCCACCUGGUCCGGGCGCUGAGGCUGUCCUUCGUGGGGGAGCUGGGCUGGGAGCUGCACGUCCCCAGGGAGGCCUGCGUGUCCGUGUACCGGGCGGUGAUGGCGGCGGGCGCCCGGCACGGCCUGGUCAACGCGGGCUACCGCGCCAUCGACUCCCUGAGCAUCGAGAAAGGCUACCGACACUGGCAUGCAGACCUCCGGCCGGACGACAGCCCCCUGGAGGCGGGCCUGGCCUUCACGUGCAAGCUCAAGUCCCCGGUGCCCUUCCUGGGCCGGGAGGCGCUGGAGGCGCAGCGGGCCGCGGGCCUCCGCCGCCGCCUGGUGGGCUUCACGGUGGAGGAGAAAGUGCCCAUGUUCGGCCUGGAGGCCAUCUGGAGGAACGGCCAGGUGGUGGGCCACGUCCGGAGGGCGGACUUCGGCUUCGCCCUGGACAAGACCGUCGCCUACGGCUACGUCUCUGACCCCAGCGGCCAGCCGGUCUCGCUGGACUUUGUGAAGAGCGGGGAGUACGCCCUGGAGCGGAUGGGGGUGUCCUACGCCGCCCGGGCUCACCUGAAAUCUCCCUUCGACCCCGACAACAAGAGAGUGAAGGGGAUCUACUGACGGCCC
Perognathus longimembris pacificus (Pacific pocket mouse) is the source of this 2649-nucleotide messenger RNA. It is a transcript of the gene Sardh, whose product is annotated as sarcosine dehydrogenase. Gene Ontology annotation, cellular component: mitochondrion. Lineage: Eukaryota; Metazoa; Chordata; Mammalia; Rodentia; Heteromyidae. The record is from RefSeq and is a predicted model, not a curated record. Gene Ontology annotation, molecular function: oxidoreductase activity; protein binding.